This is a messenger RNA of Anneissia japonica, 2087 nucleotides long. Its product is annotated as toll-like receptor 13. Gene Ontology annotation, molecular function: transmembrane signaling receptor activity; protein binding. The record is from RefSeq and is a predicted model, not a curated record. NCBI's taxonomy places the organism in Eukaryota, Metazoa, Echinodermata, Crinoidea, Comatulida, Comatulidae. Gene Ontology annotation, biological process: inflammatory response; toll-like receptor signaling pathway; immune response. The coding region runs from base 115 to 1722 and encodes 535 amino acids. The transcript is spliced from 2 exons. Gene Ontology annotation, cellular component: membrane.
UAUUCUGAAAGUGAAAGUGUGAUAUUUUAUACGUACCGAACAAUAUUUGGUAUUUUGCAAAGAGGCUAAGUUACGGCAGCUUUCUGGAAUGAAGUAGGCCUAUACGAUUUAAAUAUGUUGCGAUUGUGGAUCAUAGCUGUUAUGAGUGCAAGUACUUGUCUGCUGUUUCACCCAAUCCACACACUCAGCAAGAAAUGUUUUCCGAUUAAUCCUUACAGAAUUAUCGGUAGCAUGUACCCGAACGAAACACGUUGUCCAAUGGAAUGUUUGUGUGAGUAUUGCCCUUACCGCUUUGGACCUAACUUCCACAAUUUGCGCUAUCAACAUCAGGCAGAUUGUCGAUCAAAGAAGAUAUCGAAAAUUCCUUUCACUAAUUUGGCUGUAGAUCUGACACUUUUGUGGCUGGAUAAAAACAACAUUCAACAGAUUAAAAACGAUACUUUUUAUCACUUGAGGAACUUACUAGACCUGAGCUUAGCAUAUAACAAUUUGCUAUCAAAAACCGUGUACCCAAGGGCUUUUAGAGGACUAUUUAAGCUAAGAUUAUUCUACCUGCAGUACAACACCGGAUUAAACGUGUUAAGAAAAGAAUGGUUUACAGAUAUGUUAUCUUUGAAAACACUGUACGUUCAAUAUUCUUCUGUGGUAACAGUUGAACCAGGCGUAUUUGAUGCCUGCAGUCAGUUGAGUAGUGUUAGUCUCUAUGGAAACAAAAUUAAAACCGUUUCAGUUGUUUUUCGAAGUCGUCCCAAUCUAAAGUGGCUUUCUCUACAUGAUAAUAUCAUCGAGUCGCUCCAUGAUGACGCGUUCCUAGGCUCAAACAACUUAACAGUUAUAAGUUUACAUAACAAUCAUAUUGCAACCGUGAGCGAAUCAUUGGGCUUGCAGAAUCUACCUCAAUUAUCAAAGGUUCUUUUGUCAAGUAAUCAUUUAAGUUGUGAUUGCCAAUUGCUCUGGUUUCGUAGAUGGCUGAAUAUGACGUCGGUAGAAUUUACAGACAUUGAUCAAACCAACUGCAGCAAACCAAGCCAGUUGGCUGGGACUAACAUUCUGAAGUUUAACUCAUCCUCGAUAAGUUGCACAAAUAGAACAUUGAUGAUAACUCUUUGUACAUGCGUUUCUUUUGCUGUUAUUGUAUUUUUUGGAAUGCUAGUGUACAUCUUUAGGUGGGAUAUCAGGUACUGGAAUCAGCGGCGGUUGCUCCGACAGCAAUACGAACAGCUACAAAACGAGGGCCCUCCACCAAUUGACGGUGUGCAGGUUCGAUAUGACGCGUUCGUCUCUUACAACAGCAAGGACCGUGAUUGGGUACUUAAAACAGCCUUACCCAUAUUAGAAGGGCCCGAGUUCAACUUCCGUCUUUGCGUCGACUUCCGAGAUUUCAUAGUAGGCGGAGCAAUCACCGACAAUAUUUCUGAUGCUAUUAAGUAUAGUCGUAAAAUGUUAGUAGUUGUCACUGAGAACUUUGCUAAGAGCGAAUGGUGUUACUUUGAAAUGGAAAUGGCAAGGACCCGAAUGUUUGACAAUCACGAGGACAUUUUAGUGGUUGUAAUAUUAGAGCAUGUAGCGAGUAGAAAUAUGCCGACAUUACUGCAGAAAAUAUUGAGGAAGAAGACAUACAUUGAAUGGACUCAAAGUCCAGAUGGUCAGAAAGUGUUUUGGACAAGAUUGGCGACAGCAUUAAAUACACCGAAUGCUCACCACGAUCGUCUUAUAAACUAAGGCAAACAUUACAAGUUUGAAAAUAUUUGUCAGCAAAGUACUCCAAACAGAUGAAUCAAUACAUUGAUCAACGGUGAUAAGUUUUAGUUAUAUUAUUUGAAAUAUUUCUUUUUUCUUUUUUUUCUUUUAUUAAUAUUUCAAGAGGAAAUGUCCCACACAGCAAAGCUGAUUAUUAGGGGAGUCCUCAUCACAACAAACAAGUUACAAAAGAGACACAAAGCAGAGCAAACAGCAAAAACAGCACAUUCAUAAAUAUUUUUUUUUAAAAGCCAAUAAAUAUGUUAUAUUUUUUUUAAUAGAAUAAAAAAUAUUUAGGAGCUAUAAAAUGGUAAAAAAAUCAUUCAAAUCUGACAUUUCCUUAUGAA